UUGCACUUGCUCCUGGGGAAGUGGGCUGCAGGCGGUACCUGCUCAGUUGAUAAAAGCAGAUGUCUUCACCUAUUAGGAGGAUGGUGACUGCCAAGGUGUGGGUUCUGAAGAAGCAUUUUGAGGGUUUCCCCAAAACCAGCGACUUUGACCUGAAAAAGAUAGAGCUGCCAAACCUAAAGGAUGGAGUGUUGCUGCUUGAAUCAGUGUUUCUCAGUGUUGAUCCUUACAUGAGACCUUACAGUCGAAGGGACAUGAAGGAAGGGGACAUAAUGAUAGGCACACAGGUUGCCAGGAUUGUAGAAAGCAAGAAUCCUGCUUUCACAGUGGGGGCCUUUGUCGUGGCUAGAAGUGGCUGGAGAACUCAUUUCAUCUCUGAUGGGAAAGACCUACAACUCCUUCCUUCCAGUUGGCCAGAAUCACUCCCCAAAUCUCUGGCUCUUGGGACGGUUGGCAUGCCAGGUCUCACUGCCUAUUUUGGUCUGCUGGAGGUCUGCAGGAUGAAGCCAGGAGAGACGGUGCUGGUUAAUGCUGCAGCUGGAGCUGUGGGCUCUGUGGUGGGGCAGCUCGCUAAAAUUGGGGGUUGCAAAGUGGUUGGCUGUGCUGGCUCAGAUGAGAAGGUUGCCUAUCUGAAAAAAAUAGGCUUUGAUGAAGCCUUUAAUUACAAGACUGUUACAUCUUUGGAUGAAGCACUGCGUAAAGCCUCUCCUGAUGGCUACGACUGUUUCUUUGACAAUGUGGGCGGAGAAUUUGCCAGUAUUGCUAUCAACCAGAUGAAGAAAUAUGGAAGGAUUGCAGUCUGUGGAGCCAUCUCUCAGUACAAUGACUCUGUGCCUCAGAAAGGACCUUAUGUGCAGGUUCCAAUGAUCUUCAAAGAGCUUCGAAUGGAAGGGUUUAUUGUGACCCGCUGGAAUAACCGCCGGGAGGAAGGUCUGAAGGCACUGCUAAAAUGGGUCCUGGAGGGAAAAGUGAAGUGCCAUGAACAAGUGACUGAAGGAUUUGAGAACAUGCCAAUAGCUUUCAUUGGAAUGUUAAAGGGAGAAAAUCUUGGAAAAGCCAUUGUAAAAAUCUGAAGGUCACAUAUUCCUGGGAGACUGGCGCAGGAGAAUGUGAUUCUGUUAAAGUGCAUUUAACUCACUGAUUGGAAGGCAUGUUUCAGUCUUUUUGCUGGAUGUUAGGUAAUGAUAACUUCUGUUAAUAAUUGGGGUAGUAAGUGUAAGUAUAUGCCAAUGGCUUUGCUCUUCAAGAACUUGAGAGUUGCUUCCCAAACCUACAUAAAAAAUAAAAGCCUUAAAACUGCUACACCUCAUCAGAACUGUAACAGAUUUAAUAGUAGCCUGAAGCUGUCUAUGAAUUGGCUUGUAGAAAGCAAUAGCAAUUCCAAAAGCUUUGCGAUCUGAUGGCACAUCUGGUGACUGAUGUUUACCUACUGAUUUGGCCCAGAACUCAGCAAAAGGGUUUUUUUUAACCAGUAUCAAGGAGCAAAGAACAGGCUAAAAACACCUGGGGGUUCCCAGCUUCCUCACAUGGGUGUUUUUUUGUUUUUCACUUUCAUCAGGAAAUGUAGAUAUUUCAGUUAUUCUGAGAUUCUGGAAAGAAAAAAUAAAUCUGUUACUGGAUA
Messenger RNA from Aptenodytes forsteri (emperor penguin), 1618 nucleotides. It is a transcript of the gene PTGR1, whose product is annotated as prostaglandin reductase 1. Bases 60 to 1070 code for a protein of 336 amino acids. Gene Ontology annotation, biological process: prostaglandin metabolic process. Gene Ontology annotation, molecular function: 2-alkenal reductase [NAD(P)H] activity; 15-oxoprostaglandin 13-reductase [NAD(P)+] activity. Lineage: Eukaryota; Metazoa; Chordata; Aves; Sphenisciformes; Spheniscidae. The transcript is spliced from 10 exons. The record is from RefSeq and is a predicted model, not a curated record. Gene Ontology annotation, cellular component: cytoplasm.